Molecule: messenger RNA, 1627 nt
Organism: Pseudophryne corroboree (corroboree frog)
Lineage: Eukaryota; Metazoa; Chordata; Amphibia; Anura; Myobatrachidae
Gene: LRRC73
Product: leucine rich repeat containing 73
Exons: 7
Coding region: 147-1055 (302 amino acids)
Molecular function (GO): protein binding
Source: RefSeq, a predicted model, not a curated record
UCUGUCAGUGACGCGCUGGUUGCCAUAGAAACAGGACGGCAUCACCGGGAAAAGCGGAAGACUUGGCACCGGCUAAUGUUACCUGUGGCCUGGGGGGGUGGUGGACACAAGCGGCCUGAUCGUGGAGACCCCUCUGUCUAUACAAGAUGUUACCAGGCUCCAUUCAGAUGUCAGGGGAGACGCUCUCUGGGGCAGAGGUAAAAGGAGUGUGCGAGGGGCUGGCAGAGGGCACCGUACGUCUCCUGUCGCUGCGUGGAUGCCUUCUUUCAGACAAGGACUUUGCCCGCCUUUGUCAUGGGGUGUCACAGUCUCCCUCCUUGGUGCAACUGAAUCUUAAUUUAGGAGUGGUGUCCAGUGCUACUCGGGUCCAGCAGCUGGCGCAGGGUCUGCAGAGUAACCGGUCACUACAGUCCCUCUUCCUCCACGGGAAUCCCCUGACAGACACAGGAUUGUCCCUGCUUACCCCGGCGUUGGCUGUACACCCCUCACUGGUGUCACUCGAUCUCGGGGACUGCUUACUGGGUGAUGAAGGGAUACGUUUGAUCUGUGGCCUCCUCCCCCCUGAUGGGGCUAAGCCAGGUCUGCGGGAUCUGACUCUAUCGGCUAAUCCGGCCAUUUCAUGCUCUGGGUGGGCUCGUCUGGCUAUCGCUGUGGCUCACAGUUCCCAACUGCGGACCCUAAACCUGGACUACAACCCGCUUGGGGAUCACAUUGCCUCCAUGUUGGCUGUGUGUGUAGCAUCGAGUCGCACUCUGGAAGUCCUGGAUUUGGAAGGAACUGGACUCAGCAACCAGUCUGCGCAGAUUCUCUUAGACAUGGUCCAGAAUUACCCGACACCCCUGAAAUCACUUGUACUCUCUGAGAAUAAGAUCAGUAUGGAUCUGCAGCAGCAGAUAGCGGAUCUCCUCUCAGAGGGCGAGGAUGAGGAAGACAGCGAAGGCCAAAAACCGCCUGCGAGGGAGAGAGGACUCAAGAACGAUCUAGGUCCUGGACCUCACAGAGUUCUUCUGACUUCUGGACUCGGUGAAAGCCUCCUUGCCGAGACAGAGAUGUGAGGCUCUUAAUCAAGAACACCGAACUCCUCAAGUCUUAAGAAGCAUCGAAAAAAGGAUAUGAAUGUUUUAUUUAAUGUGGAAUGACUGUAAUAUUGCACAAAUCAGAACAGGGCAGAGUUUAUUUAUUGAGUGUAUGUGUUACACAGUUUAACGGAUCUGGUGCACAGAUUACAACCAAGGCCUUCCUUGAGUAAAUUGCAGGUUGUUGUAUUGUUAGUAAAGGCGUAAAAUAUUUUAUAUAUAAAUAUACAAACACACACACACACACACACACACACACACACACCGUAUAAUGCUGCACAUGGGGUUAAAUCCCAGCACCUUAACACUGGCACAAAGUCAAGAUGUAGUUGCACACCCUCAGUUUCACCACCAGGGGGCAAUGGCAUGCCUAAGACACCCAAAGAAUAAGCACAAGAAAUAUUGCCGCUGGGGCUACCAUUGACUGUAAUGUGGAAGGAGUGUUUUCACUGGUCCUGGAAGAGGGAGGGGUAUGUGCAACGCAUGGGACAGAGUUACAGAUCUGCUCCAUUGUAAAAGCAAAUCAUUAAAGUUUAUUGCAAAGAACUAGA